Molecule: messenger RNA, 2155 nt
Organism: Aspergillus wentii DTO 134E9
Lineage: Eukaryota; Fungi; Ascomycota; Eurotiomycetes; Eurotiales; Aspergillaceae
Gene: abd1
Product: mRNA (guanine-N7)-methyltransferase
Exons: 4
Coding region: 109-2097 (662 amino acids)
Biological process (GO): 7-methylguanosine mRNA capping
Cellular component (GO): nucleus
Molecular function (GO): mRNA 5'-cap (guanine-N7-)-methyltransferase activity
Source: RefSeq, a predicted model, not a curated record
GAGGAAUACUCGUCAUCGCAUGCAGACAUACUUUUCUCUGUCCCUUUUUCUCUUAAAAAAGGGCUAUGGACCUCCACAUCAACAAUAUCAGCAUCUUGAUACCCCGUCAUGGCCGCUGACGAUGAAACCCCCAAGCACGAGCGGCGUGCGUCUGGCGGAGGAAGCAUGGUCUAUGAUCCCGCACGGGACCGCUGGGAGGAUCGCUCGGGGGAUCGCGACAACGAUGAAGCUUGGCCUCAGCAGCAGCAGCUGCUGCUUCACCGCGUUCCCGACCUCACUGCUCCCUCACCUGCGGGUGAUAAUUAUUCCCAGGUGCAUCGCGCUUCUUAUGUCGAUGCGGGUAAUUUGACAGCUCCAAUUCAACAGGAACAACCUCUGCGACAGCAUUCGCCGACCGUCACAUCUCCCUCGCCUUUUCUUCCAACCAAGCUUUCAACAGAACCCUCUAUAUCUGACGAAAAAACGACUCAUACUGUCGACAAGAGCAAGAAAACCUCAAAAACAAAAACCAUGAGCAGCCCAAUCAGCCAAGAAGCCUACAGGCCCGAAGCGGAUGAUGCCAUUGCAUCUCCAGGACCGGCUGGCGACUCUCCCAACGAUAAAAAGAGAAAAUUGACAGAGGAAGAACCAUCCGACAAACCAAAACCUUCGGGUCCGGUUUCCAAGCGCAAGCGCCAAGAAGAAAGACACCAGAAGCUGCGGAAACGCGGCAGAGCACCACCUUCGGCAUACUCUCGACGUGAUGCAGAUGAGCAUGCCGCAGCUAAUCGAGAUGCAGCCGCGAGACGGUCUCCCUCGAUUCCACGAGCCCCGAGUCCCGAACCGCCACGCCAACGCAAGAGACCCGGCGGCGGGUCCCGAAUGGGACUUGUCAAUAGUGAGACACUGCGACGGAGACAGGAAGAAAGAGAGCGUGCGCAGGAGCAGGAGGCCAUGCGACACUCCCAGAAUCGCGGGCUGACCGACGUGGUCCGUCAACACUACAACGCUGUGCCACAACGAGGACGGGAAUGGCGAAAGACUGAGAGUAAGAUCAAGGGUCUACGGAGCUUUAACAACUGGGUCAAGAGUACUGUGAUCCAGAAGUUCUCCCCAGACGAGGAAUUCGUCGCACGGCAUGUUGGCACCAAGGACUGGGCGGACGGUAUCGGGCCCCCACCCGUGGAGGAGCGACGGCUCUUGGUAAUUGACCUGGGCUGCGGCAAGGGCGGAGACUUGGGGAAAUGGCAGCUAGCUCCCCAGCCGGUGGAUCUUUAUGUUGGUCUCGACCCAGCCGAUAUUUCCAUCGCCCAGGCUCAGGACCGUUACAAUGGCAUGCGGUCUGGCCGUGGCUCGCGCGGACGGCGCAAUCCCAUUUUCCAUGCUGAGUUCAGCCCAAAGGACUGCUUUGGGGACUGGUUGGGAGAUAUCCCUAUUGUGCAGCAAGUGGGAAUCGACCCCAAUGCCGGGCCAGGUGGCUCUGCUAUGGCCUCACGAUGGGGUGGAGGUGGCUUCGACGUGGUCGUCUCGAUGUUCGCAAUCCACUACGCUUUUGAAAGCGAGGAAAAGACUCGACAGAUGCUCCGCAACGUGGCUGGAUGCUUGAAAAAGGGUGGCCGGUUUCUUGGAGUCUGCCCGAACUCGGACGUGAUCAGUGGGAAGGUGGCAGAAUACAACCAAAAGCGCAAAGAGCGCGAGACCACCAAGAAGCAGGAAACGGAAGCUCCCGAAGACGGCGAGGUCGAAGAGGAGAACAAGGCAGAGUGGGGGAACAGCAUCUACCGGGUGAAAUUCCCCGGAACAACUCCGGAAGACGGAGUUUUCCGACCUCCUUUCGGAUGGAGGUAUAGCUAUUUCAUGGAGGAGGCUGUUGGAGAGAUUCCGGAAUAUGUGGUUCCCUGGGAAGCUUUCCGAGCAUUGACCGAGGACUACAACCUCGAACUACAAUACCGCAAGCCAUUCUUGGAGGUCUGGCGAGAUGAGAAGGACGACCCAGAGCUGGGGCCUUUGAGCGAGCGCAUGGGAGUACGCGAUCGCAACAGCGGUGAUCUACUCAUGACUGAAGAAGAGCAGGAGGCAGCCAGUUUCUACCAUGCUUUUUGUUUCUACAAAGUCUAGCCGGUUUAGGGUGGCAUCACGUACGCAUCUCAAUAUUUUGCUUGAGCAUGUAGUCAAU